Messenger RNA from Exophiala mesophila, 1415 nucleotides. RefSeq lists its product as uncharacterized. Lineage: Eukaryota; Fungi; Ascomycota; Eurotiomycetes; Chaetothyriales; Herpotrichiellaceae. The transcript has a single exon. The coding region runs from base 53 to 1339 and encodes 428 amino acids. Gene Ontology annotation, molecular function: metal ion binding; pre-mRNA binding; U6 snRNA binding. Gene Ontology annotation, cellular component: Prp19 complex; U2-type catalytic step 1 spliceosome; U2-type catalytic step 2 spliceosome. The record is from RefSeq and is a predicted model, not a curated record.
UACCACUCUACCACUACUUCCAACAACCUCGCUCCCCUCCCACAUCGCCAAAAUGGCAGAAGUAGUACAAGCUCGCACAUCCUUUACCACACCUGGUUCACCCAGUCGCAAACGCUCCGCCUCUCCUCUCGACCAAAAUGACCAAUCCGCCACCGAACCCUCCUCAACCUCAACCGCCCUCACCAAUACCACCACCAACGAGACUUCCCUCACCUCUUCAGAACCCCCCACGAAAAAAACCAAACUCAUCCGCCGCAAACGCCGACCCGCACGUCCUCAAGUCGACGCCUCGACCUUAAAAUCCGAACCCCCACCGCAAACCGGCACCAUCUUCAACAUCUGGUACAACAAAUGGAGUGGCGGCGACCGUGAAGACGCCGCGCUAUCCAAAACCGCGGCCGUAUCACGCUGCAACAUCCGCAACGACAGCGGAUGGACCGCGGCCGACAAAACCCCCGGUUCAUUCUUCUGUCUCUUCUUCGCCCGCGGAAUCUGUCCCAAGGGCCAUGAAUGUCAAUACCUGCACCGCUUACCGGGGACAUUCGACAUUUUCAAUCCCAACGUCGACUGUUUCGGACGAGACAAACAUUCGGAUUACCGCGACGAUAUGGGUGGUGUGGGGAGUUUCACGCGUCAAAACCGGACGUUGUACGUGGGCCGGAUUCACGUCACGGACGAUAUCGAAGAAGUAGUGGCGAGACAUUUUCAGGAGUGGGGGGAAAUCGAACGCACGAGGGUUUUGACGGGGAGAGGCGUGGCCUUUGUCACGUAUGUGAAUGAAGCGAAUUCACAGUUUGCGAAAGAAGCCAUGGCGCAUCAGGCGUUGGAUAAUAAUGAGAUUCUGAAUGUUCGUUGGGCAACGGUGGAUCCUAAUCCGUUGAGUGCGAAGAGAGAGGCGGCGAGGAUUGAAGAGCAAGCGGCCGAAGCGGUGAGGAAGGCCUUGGGCGCCAGGACGGUCAGACAGAUUGAAGGGAGGGAAUCGAAGGAGGAGAAAGAGCAGAGGAAGUUGGAAAGUGGGUAUGGUUUGGAAGGCUAUGAGGCUCCAGAGGCGAUUUGGUUCAAUCAGCAGAAACAGUUGGAGUAUGAAGCGCAGAGGAAUGAUGAGAGGGCGCUGUUGGAGGAUGGGAAUCAUGAGAUGCAGGCGGCACAGAACUCGGUCCUCCCUGUGGAGGAUUCAACCACCGCCGCCACGACGCAGCAAGGAAAUGGGAUUCUUUCUUCGUCGACGCUUGCUGCGUUGAAGGGAUAUUCGGCAAAUUCGUCGACUCAGGCUGCAAGGUCAGCACCGGUAUCUGCUGGCCCGUUGGUCGGAUAUGGCAGUGAUGAUGACAGUGAUUAGACGAGUACUUGAUAGAUUUAGUCGAUCGACUUCAAGAUAUCUAAUCUUGGAACCACAGUGGGUGGAAUUAAAAAGA